GGACGCAUUUAGACGUUGCACACGACGCGUUUCCUGAUUCUUCUGUGUUGAUGUUCACCGAUGUAAUUUCUUUGAGUCAAACGGUAGUACUUUUCUUGUGUUUCUUACCUUUAUUAAGAUGCCAGCACCUUUCCAUUGAAUAAACAUAGAAUAAAAACAAUUUUCUCCGCUAUUCAUCCGUUUGUGAUCUGUGUUUUUUAUUUGGCAUGCUGUCAUCAUCACCAGAUUUGCUGAGGGCACGAGUUUGAUGCUCACUGCUCCAACAUGGAGCACGCAGAUUUGACCACACACAAGAACGGGCGGCAGAGGAAGCUGGCGGGUGCCACCCUCCUACAUGAAACUACGAGGGACAUGGACAGGGAAGAGACAAGCUCAGCUGAACCAGACAUGGAAGAGGAAGCAGAGGGACUCAUCAGAGGGUCAGACUCUGAGGACAGGACGCACAGAGUCUGGCCUGGUAUCCGUGGCGAAUUGGGAAAUGUGUUGCUUCUUCUGUUUCUCUACGUCCUGCAAGGGAUUCCUCUGGGACUUGCUGGUAGCAUUCCUCUGAUUUUGCAGAGUAAGAGUGUCAGCUACAAAGACCAAGCCUUCUUCAGUUUUGUCUUUUGGCCAUUUAGUCUCAAGCUCUUCUGGGCACCACUGGUUGAUGCACUUUACUUCAGCAGGUUUGGUAGAAGAAAGUCAUGGCUGGUGCCCACACAGUACCUUCUGGGCCUUUUCAUGCUAUACCUUUCCAUGACGGUCAAUUCACUGCUACAGAGUGAGGGAGGACCCAAAAUUGUAACACUUACUGGAGUCUUCUUUAUGCUUGCUUUCCUGGCAGCUACACAGGACAUAGCUGUUGAUGGCUGGGCCCUGACUAUGUUAUCCAGAAAAAAUGUUGGCUAUGCUUCUACAUGCAACUCCGUGGGCCAGACAGCUGGCUACUUCAUGGGCAAUGUGCUCUUCCUGGCUCUGGAGUCUGCAGACUUCUGCAACAAAUACCUCAGAACAGAGCCCAAAGACACAGGCAUUGUCACCUUGUCAGACUUCUUGUUCUUCUGGGGAGUGGUGUUCCUGGUCUCCACAACCCUGGUAGCCAUCAUAAAAAGGGAAAAUGAACACGGCAGAGGAAAGAGGAGAGUCCAUGAGGAAACACAGGGCGUGAUGGAAACCUAUAAGCUGUUGUUCUCCAUCAUCAAGAUGCCCACAGUGUUCACCUUUUGUGUCCUGCUUCUUACUGCUAAAAUUGGCUUCUCUGCAGCGGAUGCAGUGACAGGUCUGAAGCUAAUGGAGGCUGGAGUUCCCAAGGAGCAGCUGGCAUUGCUGGCAGUACCCAUGGUGCCUCUGCAGAUUCUGCUACCUCUGGUCAUCAGUAAAUACACAGCAGGGCCCAGGCCUCUGGAUGUCUUCUGCAAGGCCUUCCCUUUUAGGUUACUCAUAGGACUCGAGUAUGCUCUGCUGGUGUGGUGGACCCCCAGUGUAAAACAAGACGGAGGGUUUCCUGUGUACUACUAUGCUACAGUGCUACUUAGCUAUGCAGUGCAUCAGGUGGCGUUGUACAGCAUGUACGUGGCCUGCAUGGCCUUCCAUGCCAAAGUGAGCGACCCCCUCAUCGGUGGAACAUACAUGACCCUGCUGAACACAGUCACUAACCUCGGUGGAAACUGGCCCUCCACUGUGGCUCUGUGGAUGGUGGAUCCACUGACCUCUAAGGAGUGCCAGGGGGCUGUGGGGCAGAGCUGUGGCUCUCCAGAGGAGGCAGGGCUGUGCAUGAUGGAGGGCGGCACUUGUGUGACAACACUGGACGGCUACUAUGUGGAGUCAGUGGUGUGUGUUGUGAUUGGUUUAGCUUGGUGGGUGUGGCUAGGGAAGAAAAUGAGGCAGUUGCAGGACCAGAGCCCUGCUGCGUGGAGGUGCAGAGCUAAUCAAUGAUGACGCUCUUAUCAUUAGUACCACAGACUGUUGCAUACUCUGCUCCAACAACAACACCUGAGUAGUCCUGUAUCUCCACUCUCAUCCGCCUGGUUUAGUCCCUCUGGUCCUGCUCUAGCUGCUACUUUCAGAAAACACUCACUCUCACACUUUCUCACCUCUGUCACAUUUGAGUACAUAAGUCUCAUAAAAGACACCGGCGUCUCUCUGGAGGUAAGAAUCCUUCUCAUCAUCAGCUGUUACCAGUACCCUGAAAACUAAAAACAGUCAUGUUAGCUAAGAACUUUUGUAGAUUUUUUAUUUUUGUUGUUGUUCUGAAACUCCAUCUUGCUGCUUGAAACGGCCAAACCAGAGCUGGGUCAAAGAGUAUGUUCAGACAGCUUGCUGGUAGGGGUGGGUAAUCUGGUCAAAAAAUAACAAUCACAAUUGACUUAUUUGCAAUCAUGUUCCACAAUAUAGGUUUUAAAUUCUUUUUCUCAAUAUUUGCAUGCCCUUCAGAUUAUAGCCAGACUUGAAAUGGCCAAUAAAUUUCCCCAUUUUCACCAUUAAAGCUGGUUCCUUUUUGACGAACUUCUCACCUGUCGUGUCGCUAGCUGUACCUCACAUUGCUUUGUUUGUAAUGUGUUACCCAAGGAAGGGCCAUGUGAAGUAAUUUGUCCAGUCAGCAUCAGCCAUCUUGUUGGCUGCAUCACUGGUAUGUCCAUGUAGUUCUCAACUGCUAGUUGGUGAGGUUUGGACACAGAAGUAAAAGGACAUUAAAUACUGCAAACUAUGGCUGUCUUCAGAUCACCCACCCCUACUUUCUGGCCUGAUUUUAACCUGCUCAGAUAACCAGAUUGUUGAGAGAAGCCUGUCUGUGCUGGUUUUGCCUUUUCUGCUUUACCAAACUCUGUACUUCAGACUCUGACUUGUUUGCCUUCCUGGUCAGUCACCAUUUAAUGUAAACUCCAAGGAUACUUAAGGGAAAAGACAGGAAAACAUACACAUGCACGCCUACCAGCUUCCUGUAAGCACUCGUGUGGAUACGGUUUCCUACUCUUCUUGAACUCUCCUGAUGCUGUUUAAAUCAACCCAUCUGUCAAUCCAAGUGAGUGAGACCCAGUGUGAAGAAUAACUUUCAUUCCUGUUUUACUAGGAUCUGAAGCAAUGCUUUUUUUUUUUGUUUGUUUUUCCUCUGAAGUAAUUUGUGCCUUGUUUAGUUUUUCUGAACAAUUCAAAAUCAACCUUGUUGGAGCUGCAGUCAUAUAACGAAGGCAGGGAAUACUACAGUAACUUGAAGAUGAUGUUGUGAAAUUGAUGAAAACUCAAUGUGUGACACUGUUUUUGGUAAUAUACGCAACAUGAAUGCU
This is a messenger RNA of Scatophagus argus, 3263 nucleotides long. It is a transcript of the gene slc33a1, whose product is annotated as solute carrier family 33 member 1. NCBI's taxonomy places the organism in Eukaryota, Metazoa, Chordata, Actinopteri, Scatophagidae. The record is from RefSeq and is a predicted model, not a curated record. Gene Ontology annotation, cellular component: membrane. The transcript has 9 exons. Gene Ontology annotation, molecular function: acetyl-CoA transmembrane transporter activity. The coding region runs from base 265 to 1914 and encodes 549 amino acids.